AUGGGCUCAUUAGCUUCAGAUCACUACAUUGCACCAGAAAUCGUCGAGCUGUCCGGCUCUCCGAGAGAAAUUGGAUUCGAACAUGGUCGUCGACUCGCCGGCAAAAUUCAUUCUCAAAUCGAGGUCUACACUGCCAUGUUCAGACAGACAUCCAAGUUAGACUGGCCCGCCGUCCGCGGCAUAGCUGAAGAGUACCGCCAAACGAUCGAGAAGAAAACUCCAGAUCUCCAUGCUGAGAUGGAGGGUAUUGCUGAAGGAGCCAGCGUUGAUGUUCUCGACAUCGUGGCGCUGAACGCUAGGUCCGAGAUUGCGUUGGGUAGUUUCUCGGAUGGAUGUACGAGCGUUGGAUGGAAGACUGAGAGUGAAGGUGUGUUUUUGAGUCAGAAUUGGGAUUGGACGGCGAGAGUUAAGAAGAAUCUUGCUUUUAUGAGUAUUGAGCAGGUAGGGAAGCCGAAGAUUUGGAUGGUUACUGAGGCCGGAAUUGUGGGUAAGAUAGGCUUCAAUUCCUCGUCGGUGGGUGUCUGCUUGAACGCCAUCCGAGCCAAGCCUAGUGACCCGAUCAAACUCCCAAUCCAUAUCGUUCUUCGUCUCUUCCUCGAAUCAACUUCAGCUUCUUCGGCAAUCAGCAACCUCAAGUCUCUUGGUGGUGUAGCUUCAUCAUGUCACAUCCUGAUCGCGGACCCUUCAGGACCUACAGGUCUUGAACUCUCCCCCAAAGGAGAUACCCACAUCCCGCCCAACGAGAAAGGAAUCGUCUGCCACACAAACCACUUCCUCACCAACAAAUUCAUCACCGAACCUCCUUGGCUAGCAGGAUCACCGAUCCGCCUUGAUCGGGCGAACAAACUCACUGCUGAGUUGGCUGAAGGGGGAAAGGCAGUGACGGAGGAGAGAUUGAGGGAUCAUGUCUUUUCGGAUACGUUUAAUGCUCCGCAGGCGAUUUGCUGUCAGGAGGAUCCAAUUCGACCGAUUGAGACGAGGAGUAGCACGCUGUUUAAUAUCAUUACUCGCUUUAAGAAAGGCGAGGCACCGAGUGCUGAGGUGGUUUGGGGUAGGCCUGGAAGUGGUGAGGAGGGACCGGUGUUGAAGAUGCCUUGGUGA
This is a messenger RNA of Mollisia scopiformis, 1101 nucleotides long. RefSeq names its product AAT-domain-containing protein. The record is from RefSeq and is a predicted model, not a curated record. NCBI's taxonomy places the organism in Eukaryota, Fungi, Ascomycota, Leotiomycetes, Helotiales, Mollisiaceae. Bases 1 to 1101 code for a protein of 366 amino acids. The transcript is spliced from 3 exons.